GCAUACAGAACCAUGAUGCAAAGUUACGGAUUUGCCCUGCCCAUCAGUCUUGUAAUACCUGGGAGCAUCGCCGCGAUAACGGCAAUUUCUGCUAUGCGCGCCAAGUAUACGUGUGCCCUUCAUCGCUUAUUCCCCGAUUACUUGUUCUUCGAUGUGCCACACGAUAUUGGCGACGUGGCUGCUUUUUUGAACCACUGGUACCCCUGGAUCUGGCUGCUCAGCUUGUCGUCUCAGGCCUGGAUAACGAUGCACAUUUGGCUACCACACAUAGAAAAACUCGCACCCACAGGACACAUAUUUCUAGUACCAACUUACGAUUCGCUCGUAAUCGACCAAUCGAUCGUACUCAACCGACGAAUCGACGACAUUUCUGAUGACAUCCCAAAUAUCGAACGAUUGGACGGAAGCGAUACUACUUACUCGAAUCUUUCAAUCAAGAGUGGUUUGUCCGAGAUCGAGGAAAAUGACAGAGUGACGAGAAUCCUGGUGUGUGCAACGAUGUGGCACGAAACCGAGGAUGAAAUGAUGGAGUUCGUCGGUAGCAUAUUGCGACUGGAUACGGAUCAAGCUACCAAGCGUUUCACUCAGGGCUACUACAAUCUUCGAAUGCAGGAUUAUUACGAGCUGGAGACUCACGUGUUCUUCGAUGACGCGUUUCGUUGCAUGCACGGUUGCGAGGGUAGAUGCGAUCACGACGAAAACGAGACUCAAGUGAACGAUUACGCGAUGAGCCUCAUCAAAACGAUGGAAAAAUCGAUCGAGAAGUUUCCAGUCGUUUCGAAGCCACCCAAAAAGUACCCGUGUCCUUACGGCGGUCGCCUCGAGUGGAACUUACCCGGGAAAACACGGAUGAUAGUUCACCUGAAGGACAAAAACAAAAUUAGACACAGAAAGCGUUGGAGUCAGGUCAUGUACAUGUAUUACCUGCUGGGACAUUUAUUCAUGGACACGCCUAUUAGUCGGGGCAGGAAAAAAGUAAUAGCCGAAAAUACGUUCCUGUUGACUCUCGAUGGCGACAUCGAUUUUCAGCCAUCAGCCGUUAAGGUCCUCGUCGACCUUAUGAAGAGGGACAAAGACGUGGGUGCGGCUUGCGGACGAAUUCAUCCGGUCGGCACUGGUCCGAUGGUUUGGUUCCAAAAAUUCGAGUACGCCAUCAGUCACUGGCUACUCAAAUCUACGGAGCACGCGAUUGGCAGCGUUCUUUGCAGUCCAGGAGCUUUCUCACUCUUCAGAGCAAAAGCUCUAAUGGAGCACAACGUCAUGAGGAAAUAUGCUACACAGUCUACUGCACCAAUGCACUACGUGCAAUACGAUCAAGGCGAAGAUAGGUGGCUCUGUACUUUGCUUUUACAAGCUGGCUAUCGCAUCGAGUACUCAGCAGUGAGCGACUCUUACACCCACGCACCGGAGACUUUCAACGAGUUUUACAAUCAGCGAAGACGCUGGAUACCAUCUACGAUGGCUAACAUUUACGACUUAUUAAGCACUUCCCAAGAAACGAGAAAAAUCAACGACGACAUUUCCUGGCUUUAUAUCGUAUACCAGUGGAUCUUGAUGGGUAGCACCAUACUUGGACCCGGCACGAUUUUUCUCAUGUUGGUCGGAGCUUUCGUAGCUGCCUUUCGGAUCGAUAAUGGCAGCAGCUUCGGUUACAAUUUGAUUCCGAUCGUCAUUUUCGUUAUUGUGUGCACCUUUUGUACGGCUCGGAUUCAGUUGAUAGUCGCUGGCAUGAUCACUGCGCUUUACGGCCUGGUGAUGAUCGUUGUUCUUGUCGGUAUUAUGCUGCAAAUAGCCGAAGAUGGCUGGGCAGCUCCGAGCACUAUACUGUUCUUCGUCGUCGCUGGUCAGCUGGUCGUUGCAGGGCUGAUUCAUCCACAGGAAUGGUCCUGUCUUCUUUGCGGUCUCAUCUAUUACAUCACUGUUCCUUCCAUGUACAUGGUGCUCAUAAUCUUUGCCCUCUUCAAUGUCAAUAACGUCACAUGGGGAACUAGGGAUUCAAAAACUGUUGUCCCGCAAGAAAACGAGAAAAACGACGUGCCCGAACGCGGCCAGAGUGUGAAAUCUCGAAUCGGCAGUAAAUUCCGUACCGAUUCUAACCAAAAUCGAGGUUCCAUUGAAUUUUCACUUGCUGGAUUAUUCAGAUGCAUAUUGUGCACGCAUAACGGCGUAUCGGAGGAAGAUAGAAAACUUGAAGUGAUAAAAUAUUCGUUGGAUCAGAUUACUUCGCGGUUGGACGCAAUGGAAAGAAAUACGCACGACAACGAGACUCAAAAAAAUCGUCAAGGUGAACCCUACCUGGGGUCAAUCGAAUCGAGCGCUUCGCAGCCAAUCGCUAGAAGUAAUUCGGCCAAUUAUGCAGCCGAGUAUAAUGCUGCGGUGGAGAAGGAGGGGGACGACGACGACGAAGAUAUUUCAGAGACUGCGACUGACAUUUAUGGAGAGGGCUCGAGUCGUGGCGGCGCUGAUUUUCUCGUCUCGCCAUGUUGGAUUCAAGAUGAGAAUUUGCGAAAGGGUGGCGUCGAGUUUUUGUCCAGCGAGGAGGAAAUUUUCUGGGAAGGCUUGAUCGAGAAAUAUUUACAUCCCAUCGAGGAGGAUAAAAAAAUAAUUGAACAAACGGCAGAGGGUCUUAAGAAUUUGCGGGAUGGCAACGUUUUCAAAUUUUUUAUGAUAAACGCCCUUUUCGUACUCAUCAUAUUUCUGAUGCAACUGAAAAAGGAUGUUUUACACUUGGAAUGGCCUCUUGGCAAAACGUACAACAUUUCCUACUCUCAAUAUACAAACGAGGUGUUCAUUUACAAAAACUACUUGGAACUCGAGCCAAUCGGCUGCCUUUUCAUAUUAGGUUUCGUGAUGAUUCUCACGGUGCAAUUUAUUGCCAUGCUGGUUCAUCGGUUCCAAACUUUUUCCCACAUACUGGCAAACACGAGUAUCGAAUGGCCGUGCUGCAAAAAACCUUUCGAUCCCACGGACGAAGAGGAUUUGGAAAAACACGCGGAUGAUAUCGCUGAUGGAUUGCAAAAAAUAGUCGAAAAUACUGGAGGAUCGGUUCUCGCGAAAAGGAAUAGUACGGUGGCACCAAGCAAACGUCCGACUGUUCAAGAGUUGCUCGAUUCUUCGGAGAGAAAGGUCAAAUUAUCAACGAGUCUCGACACAUUGUUCCGAAGGAAUUUGAAUGAUUCCAAUUCAGAAAUGUCUCGAUUCAUGUCGACACGAAUGCAGCCGGACAUUGUCGAGGCGCUCGAACGUCGUCAUUCUUCCAUGGUUUCCCACCAAAAACACUCGCGCGUCCAUAAUAAUCAUAAUGAAAAUGACACCAACAAUAUUUCUGCCAAGAAAUCGCACAACAAUUCGAUUACUCGUACGAACGGUUGCAGCUACGACAACAAAGCUUUCGUUUCUGAAUCUGACAAUUAAGACGAAAAUAAUAUCAGCAGCGAGAUCGAUUUCCCACACAGGCCGAGCCAGGUCACCUUCCAAUAAAGCAAAUGCGCCAACCAAAGCGAGUUAUUACUCGAAACCGCCAUAUUGUCUGUUGCUGUCUGUUCAUUUGUGCUUAAAAACUCUUCACGGAUUUAUCUCGCUUAAGUUAAUGACUAGAAACUCGAUUCUCUUCACCCGUAUCCUCUCAUAUGUGUGUUUUUUUAUAUUUUUGUUGCAUUUUCACCUCGAAGUGACGUUUUCCAACGUUUGUGAGCGUUUUCAAUGAGAAUGAGAACCGAAAGUAUUAUCAAUCGAACUCAAUAACCGCGACGAUGAACAAGUUCACUGUAAGAUCAAAAUACCAAAACAUGGUACUCGCAUACUAAAUAUAUGUACCCCGAAUUUUCGUUUGA
Messenger RNA from Venturia canescens, 3833 nucleotides. Its product is annotated as chitin synthase chs-2-like. Lineage: Eukaryota; Metazoa; Arthropoda; Insecta; Hymenoptera; Ichneumonidae. Gene Ontology annotation, molecular function: chitin synthase activity. The record is from RefSeq and is a predicted model, not a curated record. The transcript is spliced from 14 exons. The coding region runs from base 13 to 3414 and encodes 1133 amino acids. Gene Ontology annotation, cellular component: cell septum; cell periphery.